AUGGAUGGUGAUCAAGAUAACACUCUCCAACAUGGCUCCCGACAAGAUGUUUCUCCUGCUAUUAUGAAUGGAGUUUCUGCUGAGAUUACUGAAGAGAUAUCACCAAGCCAACAUGAAAGAUGGAGAGACCUUGUGUUUGAUAUACAGUUGAGAACACAAGAGGACGCUCAUGACGAUUUCUUGAGAGCCAAUGAAUCCUUCACUCCUUCUACUCCAAGUCCUGUGACCAAAAGGUUCAACUUCUCUCCCAUGGAAAGUCCUAGAAUAGGGAGACGCGUUGGUUCCAUGAGUCCUUCCUCCUCAAGAAGAAGGACUACUCUCAAGAAUGUCUUUAACUUCAAAGGGCAGAACCACAAUGCAGAUAUUGAGGAAGGUGUGGCAUUGGUGUAUGAGGGCAGAGAUAAGUAUAAUAUUCCAAGAACAUGGUCUCUCACUAAUAUCUUAACUCCUAAAAGAUCCAAGAAGACACAGUCUUUACCUGUUACCCCUUUAGCUCACUCAAAUCCUGAGUCCAUGCAUGGGAGAUAUGCAGUUGAUCAAGUUACAUCCAUGAAAAGAGAGCGGACACUGCCUAUUCGCCGCACACGUUCUUUCCCAACGCUCAUCGACAAAGAUGGCAAUGCGAAGCCCGUAGGGGUUCUCCGUGUGAUUUCUACUCCUUCCCGUGUGGAUACAGAGAGUCUAGAGUUGAUGCAUGAACAUCACGAUGGUGGAGAAGAUGUUCCUGAAGAGGAAGCUGUGUGCAGAAUCUGCAUGGUUGAGUUAGGACAAGAUUCAGAAGCUUUCAAGAUGGAAUGCAUGUGCAAAGGAGAACUAGCUCUUGCCCACAAAGACUGCACUAUCAAAUGGUUCACAAUCAAAGGGAACAUAACAUGUGAUGUGUGCAAGCAAGAGGUGAAAAAUCUCCCCGUGACACUUCUCCGUGUGGAAGAUGAUUCUCAGGACCUGUCUAGUGGAGCAGAGCAUACAGAGAGUAACCAAGGGAAAGAUGUGCCGAUUCUUGUCACGGUAAGCAUGCUUGCAUACUUCUGUUUCCUUGAGCAGCUUCUGGUGAUGGAUAUGAAAUCGAGUGCCGUUGCAGUAGCUUUACCAUUCGCUUGCAUUAUUGGUCUUCUUGGAUCAGCGACAUCCACAACAAUGGUGAAGGGGAAGUAUGUGUGGAUCUUUGCAACCAUUCAAUACAGUAUCGUGGUCCUUUUCGGUCAUGUCUUCUACUCAAAAUUUGAUGUUAAGCAGCCGGUUACGCGCAUUGUCAUAGCCACUAUGGUCGGAUUUGGACUCACCAUGUCCGGCGCAGCGGUUAUUACCAUGUUUAUGGAAUGGAAGAGAUGCCAUGCUCAUCACCAGCUAGCAAGCACUCAGGUGGCUACACCACCGUUUCAGACAACAGAGUAG
Molecule: messenger RNA, 1395 nt
Organism: Brassica oleracea var. oleracea
Lineage: Eukaryota; Viridiplantae; Streptophyta; Magnoliopsida; Brassicales; Brassicaceae
Exons: 5
Coding region: 1-1395 (464 amino acids)
Molecular function (GO): zinc ion binding
Source: RefSeq, a predicted model, not a curated record